This is a messenger RNA of Lithohypha guttulata, 2364 nucleotides long. RefSeq lists its product as uncharacterized. Bases 1 to 2364 code for a protein of 787 amino acids. Gene Ontology annotation, molecular function: long-chain-alcohol oxidase activity; flavin adenine dinucleotide binding. The record is from RefSeq and is a predicted model, not a curated record. NCBI's taxonomy places the organism in Eukaryota, Fungi, Ascomycota, Eurotiomycetes, Chaetothyriales, Trichomeriaceae. The transcript has 2 exons.
AUGCUUGGAGACGAGAAAUUGUCGACUUUGGCAUCAUUGCCAACGCCUCUCCCAUCUAUAUCAUCACAUGAGGUUUUCACGCCAGAGCAAUGGGACAAUCUUCUUUCGAUAUGUGAAGUCUUCGUGCCUGACCUGUCCUCACAGGCUGAACCGAAUCUCGCCACAGACAGGACCAUCGAGGAACUUCGCCAGAUCCUGCCAGAGUCAGAAAGCCCCGACCUGAUCGAGAAAUACCUCGCAGACACAGUAGCAGGAAAUGCAGACUUCAAAGAAGCACUACGGCGGAGGUUCGUAGCGCACGUGCCGGAAGAUCAAGUGAAAGGGUUGGCAUUUCUUCUUUCAGCUCUUGAUACUAGGAUUGGGUCACUGGCUAUGACUGGAACUACGAAAAUAUUGCACACUCAGAAUCUACCUGAGCGUUCUAGGAUUGUACUUAAUUGGGCGAACUCGUAUAUUGGGGCUCUCCGAGCAUUGUAUCAGGCGGCUGAGUCUCUAACAAGGCUACUAGACUAUCCUAAGGUACCGAAAGAUAUUGAACGUCAUCCAGGCUAUGAGUUCGAGUUUCUAGAGUUUUCCGAUCAGCCGGAGGACAAGACUGUUCAGGUUGAUGCUGACAUUGUGAUUGUGGGAUCUGGUUGUGGUGCUGGCGUGGUCGCCGAGCAUCUCUCAGCAAGCCUAUCAGAUCUGCCACGUAAACUCAGAAUCCUGGUGUUGGAAAAGAGUUAUCACUUCCCUAGCUCGCACUUUCCUAUGGACCAAACAGCUGCUGGGAACAAUGUGCAGGAAGGCGGAGGAGGCCUCAUAUCUGACGACGGGAGCAUAGCAGUACUGGCCGGCAGUGUGUUUGGAGGGGGUGGCACGAUUAACUGGAGUGCUUCUCUACAGCCAUCACACCACGUAAGGUCAGACUGGGCUACGAAAAACCAGUUACCGUUCGUCUUGUCUCAGGACUUCCAAGCUUGCCUGGACGAGGUGUGCGGGAAGAUGGGCGUAUGUCGCGCCAACGAUCUUGAAGGACUGUCCAAGAUAGAGCAGAACAUCCCCAACUCUAUGCUCCUGGAGAGUGCCCGUCGCCUUGGUCUUGCAGCUGAAGUCGUUCCUCAAAACACGGCUGGUAAGCGCCACUACUGCGGACGAUGUGGCAUGGGUUGUGCAAGUGCGACGAAACAAGGUCCCGCCAAUUUCUGGUUCCCAGAAGCAGCCAAGAAUGGUGUUAAAUUCAUCGAGGGCUGUUUCGUCGAAAAAAUCUGCUGGGACUCCGUGAGCUCGGAACGCAAAGCAACUGGCGUCAAGGCGAUCUGGACCUCGCGUUCUCGAGACAUCAUCCGCAAGCUCAAGAUUAAUGCAAGCUAUGUCAUCGUCUCUUCAGGAACGCUUCAGUCACCACUACUGCUGCAUCGAUCUGGUCUAACCCCUGAAGUCAACAAGAACAUCGGCUCCAAUCUCCACCUUCACCCCACAAUCAACGUCCGAGGAACAUAUCCCCAACGUAUAGAUCCAUGGGAUGGCGCCAUCCUCACAUCAGCAAUGACCACCCUCGACAACCUCGACGGAAAAGGCCACGGUCCCAAAAUCGAGGUCAUGCUAGGCAUACCAGAAUUAAUGGCAGCAGUCCUCCCCUUCCGCCCUCAACUAUCCACCACCGCCACAACAACAACCAAAUCCAAUGGCCAAACCCAGUCCACCACCUCCCUCGACUGGCGUCUCCGGAUCGCCAAACACGGCCACAGCUUCACCUACAUCAUCAUUCAACGCGACCAUGCCGACGCCAACAACUCUCCAAAAUCCUACGUCUACAUGGAUCCAGCUGACCCCCGUAAAGUCAGAAUCAGCUAUAUCCCAUCUCUCAAAGAUCGUCAGCAUCUUCUGGAAGGUAUAAUUGUCGCGGCAAAGAUGCAUUUCGUCAUGGGCGCGGAUUUUAUUGAUCCGACUGUGCCGAACAUUUUGCCUUUCGAGAGACCUUCGACGAAAUUAAGAAGAAGCGGCACAGCACUGCCCACCGACAAAGAUCAACAGCACACAGAUAUGGAAGACAAUACAGCCUUCACCUCCUGGCUCUCAACCCUCACCUCCACCACCUCUCCCUCUUCCUCCCUCAUCAAUCCCCAAACAACUCGCCUCGGCUCUGCCCACCAAAUGAGCACCUGCCGCAUGUCUGCCUCUCCCAGCACAGGCGUCGUCGAUCCAAGUGGCAGAGUAUGGGGCACGGACAAUGUCUAUGUUGCUGACGCGAGUAUUUUGCCGAGUGCGAGUGGUGUUAAUCCGAUGGUCAGUACGAUGGCGUUUGCGUUGUGGGUUGCUAGGGGAUUGGUGGGGAGGGUUGGGCGAGAGGUAGGCAGGGGGACAGGGGAGGUAGAUGAGUGA